Messenger RNA from Angiostrongylus costaricensis, 309 nucleotides. NCBI's taxonomy places the organism in Eukaryota, Metazoa, Nematoda, Chromadorea, Rhabditida, Metastrongylidae. The record is from the annotation of a GenBank genome assembly.
AUGACGCACUGCUUCGGAUCGUACACCGACGAUUUCUCGCAGAUCACCGCCUCCUGUCAGUCGCUGAACACCGAGCAGCGGCUGCUAGACGUCUGCAAGGAAGGUUGUCGCAACCACACCGAUCUUCAAGUGACCAUCUGUUGUUGCGGUUCAGACCUUUGCAAUCUUCCUCCGGAGGAAAAGAAUCCUGAACAAAUCGAGGCAAGCACUGUAUAUGUGACGACUGAGCUUGUGGAGCAAGAAGAAAACCUAAGUGCGAACUCGACUGCAGUCUACACGACUGCGACAACCUCAGCAACUCUUCCUUAA